CUUUGUGAUUUACCAUUCCUAAUUUUUUUUACGAUUAUCCGGAAAAAGAAAAUAACAGAAAGGAGAGAACGGAAAUCAGAGAAAGAAAAAAAUGGGUUAGCGGUUGCAGACUUUCAUUAUCCCGCGCGCAUCUCACCCAAAAAAAAAAAACUGACUCAUCUCUCUCUUCCUCUUCAAUCUAUCUAGGGUUUACACCCCUCUCUCUCUCUCUCUCUCUCUCUCUCCAAAUUUCAAUUUUGAUUUUAAUCCAUUCGAUGGAGGAAGCAAAGGCCGGCGCCGGUGAAUCGGUGAGGGCUUCGUCGUCGUUGGUUGCAGUCGGUGGUCGGCAGAGAUUCACGGUGGAGCUGAGACCAGGAGAGACCACCAUCGUUUCGUGGAAGAAGCUUGCGAAGGACGUGAGCAAGGUUAACAGGCCCACCUCCUCGGCACCCGCACCCGCACCCGCACCUGCACCCGAACCUCAGUCCAAUGCUCACUCUGUUCUUGAGUCUCGCUUAGCUCCGGGACAACCUUCUGAAAUUGACUUGAAUGAUGCUCCCCCUACAAGCCGUUUUAGUGCUGUUAUUGAAAAAAUAGAACGCCUAUAUAUGGGUAAGCAUAGUAGUGAUGAGGAAGAUCUUAAUGAUGUUCCUGAUGAUGAUGAAUAUGACACAGAAGAUUCUUUCAUAGAUGAUGCGGAGCUGGAUGAGUAUUUUCAGGUUGAUAACUCAACAAUAAAACAUGACGGAUUCUUUGUUAAUCGGGGGAAAUUGGAACGCACAAAUGAACCUACCUUAUUGUCUAACCAACAACCAAAGAAAAGAAGAAGGAAAGAUUUGGCAAAAGGUCAGGGUGAGGGUGAUGAUGAUCACAUGCCAAAUAAACAUGUAAAAGUGGGAAAGAAGGUGGCUGGGAAGUCAGUGCCAUUGGUUGGAAAGAACUCUUCUGGUCACUCUCACAUUGUGGCUCUACCUAUUGUACAUCAUGAAGAUACGAAAUUUCAGAAUCAGAUGAAUUCUUCUGUAAUUUGUGCUAAGAAGAAAUCUGCUGAAACAAAAACUCUAUUGGAUCCAUCUCCUCCUUCAAAAGUUCCAAAUGGUGAUGCUUCUUUGUCUAUACCAGAGGAAAAGGAUAUUGACAAGCAGAAGACAGGAAUGGCCUCUUCUAAGUACCAGGGUAACAAAUUGAAAGACGGAGGUGAAUUUUCCGAUCCUUCGGUUCAGAGGUCUCAUGGCAAAAGUUCUUAUACACAAAGCAAAUCUCAACCUGGAAAACUAUUGAAUAAUGUCAAUGAGUCAGAUCAAUCAGUUCAGAGGAGAGAAAAAGAUGGCAUUCGUGAAAGGCCUGACCUCAAUGUUUAUGAGGGAAAAUAUCCCAUGCAAACUGUGAAGGCUCCACUCAUGCAGAGAAAGGAAGGUUUAAAUGUUAGGCCAAAAAGUACGAUGCUCGAGAAGGCCAUUAGGGAGUUGGAGAAGAUGGUUGCAGAAUCAAGACCACCAACCAUGGAAGUUCAGGAUGCUGAUAUUUCGUCUCAGGCAGUCAAGCGGAGGUUGCCACAUGAAGUAAAGCAGAAGCUGGCCAAAGUUGCUAGACUAGCGCAAGCAAACCAUGGAAAAAUAUCGAUGGAGCUGGUCAAUCGUCUUAUGAGUAUUGUUGGUCACAUGGUACAACUGAGGACGUUAAAGAGAAACCUAAAAGUCAUGGUUAAUAUGGGUUUGUCAGCAAAAAAGGAGAAAGAUGAUAGAUUUCAGCUGAUGAAAAAGGAAGUUGCUGAGCUGAUUAGGAUGCGGGUGCCAUAUAUAAAGUCCAAGGCACUGGAGCAACAAGCUGGAGCAUCUGAUGAUUUUCUGGAAAUUGGCAAUGAAGAGAAAGACGUAAUUAAACGAAAAUAUAGCAUGGAUGAUGCGUUGGAGGACAAGAUUUGUGAUCUCUAUGACCUCUACAUAGAAGGGCUGGAUGACGAUGCAGGUCCACAAGUGAGAAAGCUGUAUGCAGAGCUUGCAGAAUUAUGGCCAGAUGGAUUUAUGGACAACCAUGGGAUUAAGCGUGCUAUAUGUAGGGCAAAAGAUAGGAAGAGGCCACUGCACAGCCACCAUAAGGAGAAAAUCAGGAGGAAGAAGUUGAUUCCAAAGACUGAGGAGGCUGUUCGAGUAGAAACUACAACUACUGCUCAGCCGCAAUAUGUGCAAGAGAAAUUGGUUACUGAUUCUGGUAAUCAUGGUUUGACUUCAGUCAGCAGGCCCAUGCCCAAUUCAACAACAGCAAAUACUAAUGUUUGGAUGCCCAUGCCCAGUGCCACAAUGAAUGGUCCCAACUUGGACCGGCUAAAACAAGAUGAAGUAAAGGUAACUUCAAGUAAUCUCAAUGACACGAGGACAAUGGAUGCAUUGACAAAGAAAAAGGUGAAGAGAAAGCCAGAAUUGGAAUCGAGUGAAACUCACUUCCAUCUGGAGAAGUUAGUUUCUGCACAGGGCAAGGAAAGACACAAGCCCCAUAAGCACGUUACCGGUCCUAUCCGAAAACCGAGUCUUCUGUUGGCUCCUCUCCCUCCUCAAAACUUUGAACGGCCCAGCUAACAGGACUCGUAGCUCAAUUAGGAAGUUCACACCGCGAUGGUGUUUGUUCAACACAAAUCUUUGUUUUUAAUCUGUUUCCUUUUUUUACCACUUCAUUCAUUUUGACAGAUUGGUUUCAGUCGUCGUGUAAUUAAAUGUUGGUGUCAUGUUGAGCCAAAUUCUAUUUUCAUAAGAGGCAACAUAGCUGAUUUUUUUUUAAUCAUUAGAUGGGGUUUUGAUUGCGUUUGAUAGUGUUCAGCCCACAGAAGGAAAAUACAAUCAUCAUAUCAUAUAUGUAAAGCUCAAAAUAAUCGAAAAGUCGGGUUGGCUUAUUUGUUUCAUAAA
Molecule: messenger RNA, 2879 nt
Organism: Camellia sinensis
Lineage: Eukaryota; Viridiplantae; Streptophyta; Magnoliopsida; Ericales; Theaceae
Product: ubinuclein-1
Biological process (GO): chromatin organization
Cellular component (GO): nucleus
Source: RefSeq, a predicted model, not a curated record